Molecule: messenger RNA, 1776 nt
Organism: Myzus persicae (green peach aphid)
Lineage: Eukaryota; Metazoa; Arthropoda; Insecta; Hemiptera; Aphididae
Product: zinc finger MYM-type protein 1-like
Exons: 1
Source: RefSeq, a predicted model, not a curated record
GAAAAUCUUUAUUAGGAAAUAUACAGUAUGGUUUAAAAAACUGGGCCAAAUGUUAUGACAAAGUUCAAAAACAUGAAAAAAGUCCACUUCAUUGUGAAUCCGUGAGGAUUUGGUAUUUGAGAACACAAGGGGCCAAAAACAAUUCGAUUGAUAAAGUGUUAAAAGAAGAAAUGUAUUCUAAAAUAUCAUACUGGACCCAAGUUCUUCGUCGUGUAGUAUCAACAAUUACGUUCUUGGCUGAACGAGGACUUUCAUUUCGAGGUAACAAUAGUGAAUUUGGCUCUGUGCAUAAUGGUAAUUACAUGGGAUGUUUGGAACUAAUUGCUCAGUUUGAUCCAUUUUUAUGUGAACAUAUUGCUAAAUAUGGAAACAAAGGGAGAGGUAAUGUGUCAUAUCUAUCUUCAAUAAUAUGUGACGAAUUUAUUCAACUUAUGAAUAAUUCUGUAUCUGAUAAAAUUGUGAGUGAAAUCAAUGAAUCUAAAUAUUUUUCAAUAAUUGUUGAUUCAACUCCUGACAUAAGUAAAACAGAUCAAUUGACAGUGGUCAUACGCAAUAUAACUCCAACUGGCGAGUCUAAAGAAAGAUUUUUAGCAUUUCUGCCAUCAGUAGGACAUAAAGGAGAACAAAUGGAAUAUGCAUUAAUAAAAAAAUUCAAUGAGUUGGGUAUUGAACUAAAAAAUUGCAGAGGACAGUCUUAUGACAAUGCCUCCAAUAUGUCUGGUGUAUAUAAGGGACUUCAAGCUCGUAUAAAAAAGUAUGCAAGUAAUGCGGUUUUCGUACCAUGUGCUGCACACUCACUCAAUCUUAUUGGCUCCAAUGCUGCUGAAUCUUCAAAGGAAGGUACACAAUUUUUUCAUACUAUUCAAAUGGUUUAUACAUUUUUAUCAUCAUCAACGUACAGAUGGGAACUUCUUAAAAGCAUCACUGACAAAUGUCCGUCAAAAUCUACAACUGUUCCAAAAAAUUUAUGUAUUACUAGGUGGUCCUCACGACAUGAAUCUUGUGAAGGAAUAUUAUCUGGAUAUAAAGAAAUAUUAGAAGUUUUAAAAAUAUUAUCAGAAGAUAUAACUCAAACACCGUCAACAAGAAAUGAAGCAAAUUCAAUAAGGAAAAAAUUGGGAAAAUUAGAGUUUGUUUUCAUGUUGAAAGUAUGGACCCCAAUAUUACAGAGAUUCGAUGCUACAAGCAAAACACUACAGUCAAAAGAUAUAAAUUUAUCUAUUGUUGUUUCAUUAUAUGAAUCAUUAGAAUUGUAUGUACAAGAUUAUAGAAAAUUAUUUGAUAACAUUUUGAACAAAUCUAAAGAACUAUGUGGAAAAUUAACAUUUUCAUGGGAAAAAUCAAGGGUUAUAAAGAAGAAAAGACAUUUUGAUGAUUCAAAUUCUGUAGAUACUAUACAUCGUGGAGAUGAUAAAAUGAAGAAUGAUACUUUUUAUGUUAUAAUUGACACUUUAUCUUCAAAUUUAAGUGAAAGGAAAAAAGCAUAUAUAAAUGUCCAUUCAAAUUUUGGAUUCUUAAGUAGUUUAACUAAUUUAGAUUCUUUGACACUACGCAAAAAGGCAUUGCAUAUUGUAAAUAUAUACAACCAAGAUAUAGAUACAUCAUUUAUUGAAGAAAUAGUCCAAUUUAAAAAAAUUGCUAUUUCAUUUUCAAAAGAAGAUUUAACAAUAAACGGUUUAUUCCAAAAACUAUCCAACUCCCCUUUGGCAUUAACUUUUCCAAAUGUUUUAAUUGUCUUAAGAAUAUAUGCAUGUAUGCCAUGUUCUAAUGCAAGUG